AUGUGGAUUGAUGAGAAUCUAACGUGGGAUCCUAGUGAGUACGGAGGAGUAAACAUUACAACUGUCAAACCAAGUGACGUCUGGCUUCCGGAUAUUUCCCUCUAUGAAAACGCUCAGAAGGAAUUCAUCAACUUUCAAGAAACAUUCAUUAUGGUGUCUCCUAAUGGCGAGAUGGAUUGGUACUUUCCUGCAACUGUGACGUCACUGUGUAAAGUAGACAUUACAUACUUCCCUUACGAUGUUCAAAGGUGUAACGUCACGUUCGGUCCCUGGUCGUACAUGAAACACAUGGUUGACUUUCAGCUUUCUCGGCAUUCCGACACCACAAUGGACCUCUUCCAUCAGAACGAUGUCUGGGUCUUGCAACACUCUGUAGGCCAAACCCUUGACAAGGAACUAUGUUGUGAUAAUCGUACCUGGAGCGCCAUAACUUACCAGAUUACCAUUCGACGAAUGUCUCUGUUCUACACUAAGACGGUGGUGCUGCCCGCCUUGCUCUUCACCAUGCUCAUGACCAUUGUCUGUUGGCUUCAUCCAGCCUCUGGUGAGAAGGUGACCUUGGCUGUCAGUAACCUUCUGGCUUUAAUCCUCUUCCAGCAGCUCGUAGCCGAUAGGAUGCCACCGAGCGGGGAAACUACGUCAAUUCUUGUGGAUUUCUUCAUCUCGAUGAUAGCUAUGUGUGGAGUUGAGGUCUUUUGCGCCAUCGCGGUUCUGCGUAUCUACCACAUGGGUGGACAGACCGAGCUUCCACAUUUCCUUAGAAGAUUGAUGCUAUAUGGACCCGUUCUUUCCCUCUACAAUGGAAAGAGAACCAAGGAGAUCUUGAAAACACAACAGGCAAAUCAUGAGUAA
Messenger RNA from Lytechinus variegatus (green sea urchin), 852 nucleotides. Its product is annotated as neuronal acetylcholine receptor subunit alpha-10-like. NCBI's taxonomy places the organism in Eukaryota, Metazoa, Echinodermata, Echinoidea, Temnopleuroida, Toxopneustidae. The record is from RefSeq and is a predicted model, not a curated record. Gene Ontology annotation, biological process: chemical synaptic transmission; signal transduction; regulation of membrane potential. The coding region runs from base 1 to 852 and encodes 283 amino acids. The transcript has 4 exons. Gene Ontology annotation, cellular component: membrane; neuron projection; synapse. Gene Ontology annotation, molecular function: transmembrane signaling receptor activity; neurotransmitter receptor activity; extracellular ligand-gated monoatomic ion channel activity.